UGCUAUCAUCGUUCCGUUACCACAAACUGUUGACUGUUUUAAACGCUUAUGAGGGCUUUUUUGGCGUCAACAGCAUCACACGAGGACAGCAAAAAAACAUAUGCCUCAAAAAAACCAUAAGGGUAUUGAUAUCAUCCUCCCACCCUAGUCGCCAGUAAGCCAGUGGUUGGUCUAUUCUAUAAAGGAAGACUUUCAGAAAACUCAUCCUUAUUGAUUCCGGAAUACAUUCUCGUCCCCAUAGCCCUUUUCGCUCCUCUUAGCCAGCAGGACCUUGGCACAUCUCGUGCCAAGGCUCUGCCGGCUAAGAGGAGCGAAAAGGGCUAUGGGGACGAGAAUGUUUUUCUUUCCUCACCCCAGGGCUCCCUCGACAGCUCGUUAGCCGCCCAUUCCCCCAUUUAACGUUCCUCACCUCAUUACAACAACGUUUGCCCGUGAAGCUAAAAGAAAUCAUUUACUUCUGUAAGGUGUAUUUGGCAAGGGAAAUAAUGGCAACAAGCGGAAGUUCAAAGCAUACGAUAAUCUUUAGUAGGAAAUGUUUGUCUCUGGUGAACGAAAAGGAACAAGAAGAGUUGAACAAGGCGAUCGGUUUUCUGUUAUCGAAACCUGAUCAAUUUAAUGUCUACUUUACUUCCCAUAAGUCUCCUUCAGAUGAAAUGCUAUCUGCAAUUCCUAAAGGAAUGCAUAAGUCCUUCAUACCUCGGGGUGAUGCCCAAAAAUUCAUCGAAGAAACUUCAAGUAAUGGGGAAGUCGUCAUAAUUUGUGGUGCGGUGGAUGUGGAUUUGUAUCUCGCAGCAAACACAAAGUCGUUUCUUAUUGCUGCUGGCUGGGUGACUCCAGAAGAAAAAGUCGUGCAAUAUGGCAUACCAGCACCCACGCCUACGAAAAUGAGGGCCCUUAUUGAGAUAAUAGUCAAUCAGACCAACUGGUACUAUUUGUGUGCUUUCGAUGAUCCUGUACCAACUAAGGUGGUGUCCCUUUGUCUGUCAAACACGUAUACAGUCUCCCCUGAAGAGAAAGCCAUGGCAGAGGCCUUUAAAGCCAUCUUGAAAUAUGGAGCCGACAACCCAGCUAUUAAACAAGCUUUGAUCUGCUACCUUAUGGCAGCUAUUGCCCACGACAAGGACUUUAAAGAGGUAGAAGAUUGGGCAGUGACCCCAUCCUCUUCAACAAACCCAUCCCAGAUUAUGAAAGAUUUGAAAGAACGCGUCCGAUGUAUGAUGAAUGGGCGAAAGUCUGAGCCAAUAUUCAUCAGACACACGGCAACAGGAAAAUCGAGGUUUGAUAGCAGAGAGGAUAGGCAGAGAGAUGAUUAUUGCCUGAAGCAUUUUCGGUCUAUACGUGUAAAUGACAAGUAUAAGGGAAAGCUGAAGGGUAGGGUUGUGUGUGUGUUCGAUGACUACCUUAACCAUGGUAAUACAUUUGAAGCUCUUCGGAAUCUUUUAAUCAAGUGCAAAGUGAAAAAGAUUAUUUUUGUUUCAAUUGGAAAAUUUAAGCGUAAUUAUGAAAGCCAAUACGUCCAAAAGUCCUUUUCUAUUGAAGGUGAUGUAUAUUCAGAGAAUUACACAGCAGAAUUCAACACUGUUGCACAGCACAAAGUUACGUUUGACAAUGCUGCUCGACGAAGCCUGGAGAAUCUUGAACAGCUAGCCAUCCUUCUGCGUUGAAGUGAGUGCCUCUCCAACUCUUUUUACAGGGUCCUGAUCUCGCAUUCCCGCUUCCCUUUUUACGAGAAUCCCGAAUCCCGCAAAUUUUUUGCCCAAUUUGGUACGUGACAAUUUCCCAAAAUUUCGACAAAAAGGCAAACAAAUCCCGCAUCCCACCC
Messenger RNA from Orbicella faveolata, 1822 nucleotides. RefSeq lists its product as uncharacterized. Lineage: Eukaryota; Metazoa; Cnidaria; Anthozoa; Scleractinia; Merulinidae. The record is from RefSeq and is a predicted model, not a curated record.